AAGCAUGUCAACAAAGUAUUUAUGAUUUACCUAACAAUAGAUUUAUUAAACUUGUUUUGUAACUUAAUGGUUUCUAAGAGUUAUAUAUAAUAACCACCAAAUGCAUUUUACUUGCUCAUACAAAUUUUUCAUACAAAGUUUACAUAACGCUGUAUUUAAAAAAGCUGUAACUGCUUAACCAAAAAAAAUUAAAACAAAAUGACUAAAAAACCUUUUCUUAUAAAUAUGUUUGUCUUUGCCUUUUUUUUGUUAAAUGUUUGGUAUCAUUAUGUGCUGCAUGAAAAUCUAAGCAACUUAAAACCAAAAGCAGAUUUUAAUAAUUGUUUUAUAAAAUUUUACGAGAGAGAAAGAUAUUUUGUAACUAAUAACGCACAGUUUUCAAGAGAAUGGUAUGGUAACCUUCAGCUAACAACAAAAGCGCAGGACGGAUUUCACCUUGUGACUUAUUUUGCACUGCUCUCAAACAGCUUUUACGUCAAUAAUUUACGUUAUAAAUUAAACGAUAAACCAACCAAAGUUCAAUUAGAUGAAAGACAACAAGAAAUUGAGGAUUGCUUGCAAAAUAAUUUGAAUAACAAUUUGAUAGUAAAUGUGCACGUUUUAAUUUACCAUGUUGAAAUAGCACAGUAUUUGUUAAAUUUACCAUUAAGCAAUUCAAGCAAACUUGUUUUGCAUCUUACGCGCAUGGAUCCAACGGUUCGAUCGUCUUUUGAUUAUGCUGAAAGGUACUUAUUUGAUAAAACAAUAAUUGUUAUGCACAUGGACAUUUAUCUCGGACCAGGGUGGUAUAACAUUAUUCAGCACCUUCAAAAAUCUAGUAUUAUGUAUGCAUUAACUCGCCACUCAAUUUCAAACAAUGAAUCUUGCGAUGCUACAAAUUACGGAACGUGCAACGUUGAUUCUUCCUAUAUUGGCUCCCACGAUGCUUUUGCGUUUCACAUGAAAAAAGAUUUCAGUAACGAUAUGCUUUACGACUUGGGACAAUUUAAAUCAAUAAAUGAAGGAAGCGAAAAUGUUUUAAUUUGGCAUUUUAUAAAUUCUAUGAACUACACUGUUUUAAAUCCGUGCCGCACAUUAGUUAUUUAUCAUAAACACUGUAUUCCAAUACGAACCAUUGAGCGAAAGCGUGUAGAUAGAAACUUAGGUAAAACAGGACGUGCCCCUUUCACUGAAAAGUUAUAUUAACUAUAUUUGCACACCAAUAAAACUGUAAUUCUUCUUAUCGACUUUAAUCACUGACUUUAUUAAAUUUGAAUUUACAAUAUAACCUGAUGAAAGAGGAAGAGAAUUCAAGUUUGCGAUUAAAAGCGAUAUUUAGACAAGGAGUUAUUUGUUGUAGUUUCUAAAAUACUAGUUAUGAGACAUGUAAAA
Hydra vulgaris (swiftwater hydra) is the source of this 1371-nucleotide messenger RNA. RefSeq lists its product as uncharacterized. The record is from RefSeq and is a predicted model, not a curated record. NCBI's taxonomy places the organism in Eukaryota, Metazoa, Cnidaria, Hydrozoa, Anthoathecata, Hydridae.